UGCAAAUACUGUAUUUAUCAUAAUAGUUAGGAGAAAAGAAUAAAUAGUUUGCGGAAGUAAAUAAAAUAGUUUACAUGAGCAAAGAAUCAAUUUCUUCGCAUAUGGAGAAAAUACCACUGGAUCCGAUUGUCGCUCUUGCCUCAUUCUUCAUCGAACAAAUUCUGAAAUGGCCUUUAAGGCGUAUCAAACACACUUGUGGCGGCAAGGAAUAGACAAAAAAGAGUGAGAAUUCUUUUCUUUUCUUUUUUUCUUUCCUUCUACUUCCCACUCCCCUUCCUGAAAAUUUUGUAGAUAGUCACACACAGAUGAUAGUAGUCCCUUGAUCUGUGCAAACAAAACCGUCUAUAAAACAAAAAGAAAUCAUUCUUCAUGGAGCAGAAGCAAUCCUUGGCUGAUCAUUCUAAUCAUCAUGAUCCCAUUAUUCAGCAUUUAUACCGCAGCGCAAAGCGCAUCCUACAAAACCAGGUUACGGCGGAUGAAUCAAUGGUAAGUUAUCUUUUACAUGUCGUUGAGGACGCAGAAACACGAUAUGACAAGACCAUAGGUAUGCUUGACGACGAUGUCCAGGAUACCAGCGCGAAAAAACGAACUAUCGGUUAUAUGAAGGAAGGGAUGAAUUUGUUAAGAACAUGCAAGCGCCAAUACAUAUCAAGUCGAUCAUCAUCACCUACACCACUGUCUACCAUCUAUUAAAUUGUGUGUAGAUAAAAUAUGGGACCAGUAAUAAGUCAGUGAGAUUCUUCUUAGUUUUUUAAUUUAAAAGUAAAAAGAAAAGUUGAUUCUUAUAUCUACACUUGAAAAAUUUAUGUCUAUUCUACAUCUGUUUGAAAAUAAAAU
This is a messenger RNA of Halteromyces radiatus, 837 nucleotides long. RefSeq lists its product as uncharacterized. The record is from RefSeq and is a predicted model, not a curated record. Bases 370 to 693 code for a protein of 107 amino acids. NCBI's taxonomy places the organism in Eukaryota, Fungi, Mucoromycota, Mucoromycetes, Mucorales, Cunninghamellaceae. The transcript has a single exon.